AUGAAGAAAAAGAGUUACAACUACAAAACCACAAUGGGUUGCUAUAUAAGUAAAAAGCCGAAGAGCACAUAUCCAGAGAUUGUUGUCUUUGAUCACAAAGCAAAUUAUUUCAAAGCAUUUUGUUCGAACCACGUCCACACGACAAAAUACACAUUUUAUAGUUUCCCUUUUAAAUUCAUGUUAGAACAACUGAUGCGGUUUUCUAACAUCUUUUUCAUCGUCAACACCGUCUUCACGUGCAUCCCACAAAUUUCCGCAGUCACACCUAUCACAUACUCUGUACCACUGUGUAUCAUCAUGUUCGCUGCACUCUUCAGAGAACUCCGAGAAGACAUUCGGAGGUAUGUUGAAGACAUCAAGGCUGAUCGUGCAAAGUAUUUGAUUUCAGAACGUGGGGUCGAGAAAGAAGUGAAAGCAUCAUACUUACUUCCUGGAGAUGUUGUUUUACUUAAACAAGGCCAGCGAUGUCCAGCCGAUUUGGUACCUUUACAUUCAGAUACAAUCGACCCAAUCUUAGUCCAAACGGCUGAGAUAGACGGUGAAAUAGCACCUAAAGAAAUAUUCAUCCCAAGAAAACUCCUUGAAGUCCAAAAAGAUGUUUUGUUACAAGAGCACAUCACGAUGACAUGUGAUGUGCCUAACCCAAAUUUUGGUCUUUUCAGAGCUGUGCUUCAAUAUAAAGAAGAGAAGGUAGGGUUUGACCAAACUGCUUUGAUGUGUCAAGGCUCUAUUUUACGUUCAGGAGAUAUCAUGUGUGCUGUUGUGUAUACUGGUGACUUCACGAAACUUGCUUUAAACCACGAGAAAAGGAGAAUGCGCUUAUCUGGUACAGACCGACAGAUGAACAGUUUUGUAGCUGUCGUCUUUUUGGUAGUUCUUGGGAUAUCUGUCUUUUGUAGUGUUAUGGCAACAGUCAUGUUUUAUCGUCACCAAGAGGAUUGGUACUUGGACUUAGGUGAGCGGUCUGCGAAUUUGUCAGUUAAGGAGUUCUUUUCGUACUUCACAUUAUCUUCGUAUUUGAUUCCCAUAGCGUGUGCGGUAUGUCUUGAAAUAGCAAAGACCAUGCAAAGUCUGUUUAUGAGGUGGGAUAGUGACUUCAAAGUUAAUACCCCCGAAGGUGAAAAAGGAAUAGUUGUGAGAUGCACUGCGAUGAAUGACGAGUUAGGGUUUGUUGAAUAUGUGUUAACAGAUAAGACUGGAACACUCACAGAGAAUGAAAUGAAGUAUGUUGGAUGCGUACUGGACGGUGAAAGGUUUGGUGAAUCCUUUGAAGGAAUGCGACCCGAAUUGGAAGACCGGAAAAAUGAAAUGUUACAUUGUAUGGCACUGUGUCACAACGCUACAGUGAACGAUGGGAAAUAUAAAAGUCCAUCACCUGAUGAAGAAGCACUUUUAGAUGCUGCCAAGAAGAAUGGAGUUGAGUUUAUACAACGAAUGCAAGGCGGGUUGAGACUUAAAGACCCUGAAGAGAAGUUUGUGACUCUUUUAGCGACAUUUCCAUUCAGUUCUGAACGUGCGAGAAGCAGUGUGUUAGUCAAAAUAGGGGAGAGAAUAGUGUUGUAUAGUAAGGGAGCUGAUCAUAUCAUGAAUGGGUUAUGUAAAAUAGGACAAUAUUGCGAUGUGAGUGUGCUUGCCACACAAGGCCUUCGAACCCUUGUGAUGUGUAAACGCGAAGUGAGUGAGGAGGAAUAUGACACAUGGGUGAAAGACUGGGAAAAGGCACAAAGUACGAUUGAAGGGCGAGAAGAGGUGAUGAAAGAAGUGAUCAAAAAGAUGGAAAGCGAGAUGGAGGUGAUUGGGUGUUCUGGUGUUGAAGACAAAUUACAAGAAGGAGUUAUAGAAACCCUCGACAUGUUAGUCCGGGGAGGAAUUAAAGUCUGGGUCAUCACUGGUGAUAAAGAAGAAACUGGAAUUGCAGUGGGGAAAGCGUGUAAAUUGUUGGAAGGAUGUGAGUUGGUUCAUGUGAAUGGCAAGACUGCGACUGAGUGUGAUGCGAUGUUAGAUGAAGCUUCAAAGAAGGUUGGUGUAGUGAAGACGGGGCUGGUUAUCACAGCAAAUGCGAUUGAUGUUUGUGUUGAGGAAUGCAAAGAGAAGUUCAAAAAAGUCGCGAUGGAAGCGGAUGUUGUGAUGUGUUGUCGGUCGAUGCCCCUUCAAAAGGCGAAAAUAGCGAAACAUGUGAGACAAAUAACAAAGAAGAAAUGUCUUGCGAUUGGGGAUGGAGCGAAUGAUAUUCCGAUGAUUAACAGUGCGUCUGUCGGAGUAGGGAUAUAUGGUAAGGAAGGGAGCCAAGCGGCCCGAUCUGCGGAUUACUCGAUCUAUCGAUUCAAGCACUUAGCGAAGUUAGUGAUGUACCAUGGAAGAAUGUCGUUGUAUCGGAACACGUCACUGAUCAAGUUGAUAUUUUUUAAGAAUGCAGCGUUCUUUUUGCACUUGUUAUGGUAUGCUAUGAUAUGUCAAUUUACAUCACAAAGACUGUACGACGAUUAUAUGAUGGCGUUGUAUAACUUCAUCUUCACAUCGAUUCCGCCCGUAUUCAUUUCAUUCUUUGAUAGUGAUUUGUCGUGGGAUGAGAUAUCAAAACACCCGGAAGUCAAUAAAGAAUUGAUUCGAGAAAAGAGAGGCAAUUUGUUGUCGUAUUUGGGGUGGUUCUGUUAUGGGACAUAUCAAAGCAUUAUGUACUUUGUGUUAAUGAUUCUUUUUAAUGCGAAUGACGUGUUGGUUAUGGACGGGAGAACCACGGGGAUGGUUGGUGCAAGUGCUUUUGUGACGACAUACACCACACUUGGAGUUGUUGCGACGUUUGCGACAACAGUGAAACGAUGGAAUGGGUUACUCAUAUUUGGGUUCAUUGUGUCAGUCACUUCCUUCUUUUUCACAUACGCAUUCUUGGCAUCAUUCACUGGAGCGACUCGAGAAAAUAUGAGUUACUUCUCAUUGUGGCAAGCGAUGCGAAUGCCAUCAUUUUAUUUGAACUGUGUCAUUGCCAUCAUCAUGGCAAUAACUCCAAAUGUCAUGAGGCUGUUCAUUCAGAGAUAUAUCAAACCAUCAAAUUACGAACUGGUCCAAAUCUACUCAAAGCUGAAGAAAGAAAAAGUGGAAAAAGUCCAAAACGAACAAGCGAGUGGGUAUUCAAUUAUGAAUAAUAGCUCUGAAAACUGA
This is a messenger RNA of Entamoeba invadens IP1, 3159 nucleotides long. RefSeq names its product phospholipid-transporting ATPase, putative. Gene Ontology annotation, molecular function: ATP hydrolysis activity; ATP binding; magnesium ion binding. Gene Ontology annotation, biological process: phospholipid translocation. Bases 1 to 3159 code for a protein of 1052 amino acids. The record is from RefSeq and is a predicted model, not a curated record. The transcript is spliced from 4 exons. Lineage: Eukaryota; Evosea; Mastigamoebida; Endamoebidae. Gene Ontology annotation, cellular component: plasma membrane.